UGUGUGUGUGUGUGUGUGAGCGCUCGUAUUUAGCCUACAUAUGAUCAGGUGGUUAAUAAUGACAAAUUAGUUAUUAUUAACCCCUGAUAUGAUGUAUGUAGCGCGUAAUUAUGUCCGGUAGUGGUUUUGCGAUGUCCCAGGCUAUAUCUAUAUGCCUAUCGUCUGCAUCACUUGUUUACAUUCGUCUAGCGUUGUGCAGCUACGACGGAGCGCCUGCUCCCGUCUUCAUGGACGUUUCGGAGAUGGCACCUGUCGGAGAGGUUAUAGGGGUACUCCGUGUACACGGUAGUGACACCGAAAUCCAACUAGAUCAACAGCAUAUUAGCAAGUUGGUUGAGUUCAUACCGGACACGAGAGCAAUAAAGCUCAUCGCGAAUUUACACCUGUGGGUAGACGAGAUAUUUAAUUCAUCUGGUGGCGCAGAGAACUACGACCGAGUUCCACGCAUCGACAUCGGCAUCACCUGCACGGACAAACGUUCCUCUUCUAAGAUUACUACCAUACAGGUAAAAAUUGACGUAAGUGACGUCAACAAUAAGAAGCCAAGAUUUAUCAACACGCCAUAUUUUGCUAAUAUUAGCGAGCUCACGCCCAUCGGAUAUACGAUAUUUGAGAAUGUGAAAGUUAAAGAUGACGACUACAGCUUCCCAAACAAUUUCGUCUUCUUCGCGAUAGAAGAUGGGCCUUUCUCGGAAUAUGCUGAAAUUUCCAACCAAUACCAGGGACGCAUUACUCUCAAAAAACAUCUUGACUUUCGAUCAUUCAGCUCCUUCUACGUUACGGUCAAGGCUCAGGACUCCGGCGUGCCAGCUUUAUUUACCCGGGAAAAUCUAACGGUUGGAAUCAUAGACGAGGACAACCUAAACCCCAUUUUUACAGCUGGCCCGUAUUCUGCUGAAAUCGAGCACAACACACCUGUGGGAAGCGUCAUUCACACAUCACCAUCGCCCAUCCUCGCUGUCGAUCAGGACAAGGGAAUCAUGAGUCCUAUAUUUUACACUAUUGAGUAUGGUUCCAACGGCUACUUCGACAUCGACAACACGACUGGCGGGCUGACACUGAUGGGCCCGCUGCGGCGCGGCAUGCAUUUCUACAUGAUGGUCAAAGCGACUGAGGCGCGCAACGGCGACCACUACGCGACGACGUCGCUGACGGUGACCGUAAAGCGAGCGAACAAGAACGCGCCGAUAUUCCCGCACACCAGCUACCGAAUCGACGUGCUAGAGAACGUGCCCGUCGGCAGCACGGUGAUGAAGAUAGCUGCCGUCGAUGACGACGGGGACGCCGACGAACUUACCUACACGAUUAUAGGCGGCAACCAGAGCGACGAUUUUAUAAUGACAGAAACAGGAGAAUUGAUAACUACCAAGAGGCUGAACUUUCUGCGCACAACAGCCUAUCAGUUCACAGCUCUCGUCUCAGACGGAACGUUUUCUGACCAGUGCAGCGUGCGAGUUGUUGUGGUCAAUGUGAACAACCGCAACCCUGUCUUUGAGCAUCAGAUAUACAACAUCACUGCCAACCGGACGGGAGAUAAAUAUAUUGGAAGCGUUAAAGCUAGCGACCCUACCGGGCGUCGUCUUGUCUACGACAUUGUUGGCUAUAAGAGAUAUUUUAAAGUUACGCCGGAUGGCGAUGUCAUCGCUACAAGUCACAUUAGCGAGUUGAUCGACAGUAGAUACGACCUAACGCUAACGGCUUGUAAUGAGGAAAGCCCGCAGUUAGACGAAGACAUGCGCUGCUCUGUCGCACAGCUCACCGUUUUCUUCCCGACCAAAGACAAGUGAAAAGGUUGACAAAGCUCGCGAAAGAUGACAACGCCACUCACCAGUCUUCCAGAAUCGAUCCACAAAGCCAGCUGUUCGCUGUCAGCGCAUUGGGUUCCGCGCCCGACAAAAAACGAAAACCAGCGGAAAGUAUCGGUGGCACAGCCAGACCGUACUACAAUAACUACGGCGGCUACGCAGCGACGGAACCAGGCGACGACGUCUCGGAUCAGAGCGACCGACCGGUGGACGCGAGCAGUACUGAGAAGCUCUACACGCAAACGAACAAGAGCAGAACGGAUCGACCGCUGACAGAGACGCCUGCCGGCACCCGAGGCGAGCCCAUUGGCAGCACAGGCCAGAGAAGACGGCAGAAGAGAGUGACAAUAGGCGGAGCAGAGGAGGUGGAUGACUGGGGUGGCGAGCAUCCACAGGCCGACUCACAAGUCGAGACAAUAUUGGACCCCAACGUGAGCGUAGAGCCAAUAUAUGACAGCGAAGAUCCGCCGAACAUAGCCAGACCUGAACUGACCAUAUACUUCUAAAAGAAGGGUCAAUGCAAAUAGUUUACAAUAUACACAAUUAACUUCGUCAGUUAGUUGUGUACGUGUACAUAUGUUAUAUAUACCGUAUAUUCUGUACAAUUAUAUUGUUGUAGAUGUGAUAUUGAGAAACUAGUAAAUCAUGUUAUUCAUAGAAAAACACGAUAUUGGAGCACGUCAUCUAUAUUCAAGUCAGAAACCAUCUAGAAGAUAACACGAUUCUAGUCGAUUGCCAGCAUGGUUUCCGUAGCAAUCGAUCCUGCGAGUCCCACGUGAUAACAAUGAACUUAUGACUUUAUAUCUAGCAUCAAAAACAGAAAGUAGGCUGAUGUUAUAAUUAGCUUCUUCAGUAAAGCUGCCAAGGUACAACACAAUCGCUAGUUCCAUGUAGUAAUUAAACGAUUAUGGUAUCCGGAUCCGCCGACACCUAUAACGCUGGGUAGACGCAGUCCUAUCUCAGUUCAGCCAAAAGUUGGCGGUGUACGGCGACUUCUGGGCCAUCGCACUUCAGCAGUACCCCCCAAGGAACGGUUCUGGCCCCGCGUCUUGUCCCUUUUAUCGAUGACCAUUGAGACAGCAUUUCUUCAAAGACCUGCUUAUUUUCCGAUUGCUGUCUCCUAUAGCUUGAGAUUAGUAAUCCGUAAGACACACGAGCUACGUAAUGAACAUCUCACUACUGCGGGAGAGGCAGUGAAAGUACAGAGACCAUAUUCACAAACCCACCCUGGAAUAUGUCGCUUCAUACCCAUAUCUAAGAGUACAACUGGAUAGUUGGGCUCACGUGGAAUAUAUCCAAGUUAAUGGAAAUUUCCAAUGGUACAAAACAGAGCAGGGAGAUUUGUCAUCACCUCGUACGGGAGAUAUGAUGGCAGUACGUGUGUUCUAAGGCAGCAGCUAUGACGGCAGUCUGGGAAAUCGAAAACGCUAUAUCUCAUGCGUUACAAAGUAUGAGGGGUGAAUAAAAACCACGAACGACGAUAUUUCACGUGCUGAAAUAGUUGGGGAGCGGGGCAUACCGUGUUACUUUCUUUGAUGCAAUCGAAUAUCUACGCAUUGUGCUUAUACUAUUGCAUGCUCCCCAGCAGGGGGAACGUUAGGUGUUUUUGCUUCAUCACUCCGUUCAUGCGUGCAGACACGGUUUGCAAUGAGAAACAAAUUGCAAAAUAUAUGAUGUAAAACGAUCGAGGACAAGUUUACCGAAUUAGGUUGAACGAAGUCAAUAUGUGCCAUAUCAAUCAUAAAACAGUAAUGAGAAUAAUAAUAAUAAUAUACUACGUUUUAUUUCAAUUUGCAUUCACCAGAUCAACUAGUAUUGAGAUUACUAUAUACAUACAUACACUAUGUGAGCUCUAUAUUCGUUUUAUCCGCAUAUUUAUAUUCAUUGUUGUUUGUUUUAUAUUUGAUCAUUGUCCAAUACAAUAAACAAAGAUAAUGACAUUACCAA
Messenger RNA from Priapulus caudatus, 3752 nucleotides. RefSeq names its product cadherin-23-like. Gene Ontology annotation, biological process: homophilic cell-cell adhesion. Gene Ontology annotation, molecular function: calcium ion binding. Lineage: Eukaryota; Metazoa; Priapulida; Priapulimorpha; Priapulimorphida; Priapulidae. Gene Ontology annotation, cellular component: membrane. The record is from RefSeq and is a predicted model, not a curated record.